This is a messenger RNA of Rhagoletis zephyria (snowberry fruit fly), 1877 nucleotides long. RefSeq names its product transcription factor grauzone-like. NCBI's taxonomy places the organism in Eukaryota, Metazoa, Arthropoda, Insecta, Diptera, Tephritidae. Gene Ontology annotation, cellular component: nucleus. The record is from RefSeq and is a predicted model, not a curated record. Gene Ontology annotation, molecular function: zinc ion binding.
GAAUACGCCUUGGUAACUGUGAACAGCAAUUAUCUUUUUAGAAGAGGAAGAAGUGUAAAUAAAUUUCUGAAAACUAGAAUAUUUUUUGAUUGUUCAAAAUGAUUUGCCGUCUGUGCUUGGAGGAAUCAAAUAAUAUUAUGUACGAAUUCUUUUAUGUGGAUGGAGAAACCGAAGUUGCUAAAACUGUUGCCAAAUACUUUAACAUCGAGGUCCAGGCCGGUGAUACUAUUUCUAACAAAAUUUGCGAAACGUGUUGGCAAACUUUAUCCGAUUUCCAUCGGUUUUGGUUAAGUAUAAAUGAGAAGCAAAAAACCCUUCAAACGGAUUUAGUUUGUACUGAAAUAAAACCGGAUAUUGAUGCCCUUGAAACGAUAGAUUUCCCAGGAGCUAAUUUAAGCUCUCCCAUUGAUUCCAAAAGUAAUGAGUUGCGCGAGCCGGAAAUCGACAUGACCGUGUUACACCCUAAUGUGUUUGCAGAUGGACUAGAAUUUCAAGCAUCUAAAAUGGAAGAUUAUGAAACAUCAGUGGACCGGGAUUCAAUUUUUUCCUCAAUAUUGCAAUCGGACGAAGAUGUUCCUCUGACCGAAUUAAUGAAAUCUGGAAGUAAAACCCGUAAAAGCACUAAAAGGAACCCAAAAAAGAUAGUAUCAAAAAGUGAAAAUAGAGUUGUAAAAAAAACUAAGAGUUCUACGAAAAGAAUUAAACCGAGUAUUGAAAUGAGAGACAGUGAACAGCUAAAGUUAAAAGAAAAAGAAAAGGAGGACAGAAAACAGGAUGCUCAAGAAUUUAUACGAGAAUUGGACGUAUUCAUAGCAGAAAACACACAAUUAAGUUGUUGCCUGUGUUCGGCACCACUUAAAGAUUUCAAUGAAUUGAAGAAGCAUUUUCGUCUGGAACACAAUUGUGUGGGAUAUGUUCCUUGUUGCAAUAAUCGAUAUCGGAAACGAACAUUAUAUGUAGAUCAUCUGAAACUGCACAAAAACCCAGACUUUUUCAAAUGUACCCUUUGUAAUAAACAAUUAGCCAGUCGGAACAACUAUCAAAUUCAUAUGGACACAAUGCAUCCCGACGCUGAAAAAUUGUUUUAUUCCUGUAAAUUAUGUCCCCGCAAGUUCGUCAAACAAUAUAUUUUAGACUAUCACAUCAAGUCCAGCCAUACGACAGAACGUAAUUAUAUUUGCAAAACUUGUAACAAAGGAUUCACCCAAUCAGCAGUCUUAAGGCAGCACGAAAAGGCAGUCCAUUUGAAUACCUAUGACUCUGUAUGUGAUGUAUGCGGGAAGUGUCUUAAAACACAACAGAACCUCAUUACCCAUAUGGAAGCAAUGCAUAGCACAGUACCGCGUCCGGAAGAACAAUGUAAAAUUUGCCUGAAGUGGCUGAAAAAUGCACGCUGCCUAAGAAAACACAUGAUUGUACACCGUGAUCAAGCUUCCGGACAAGAAUUUAGGUGCACGCAAUGUGGUAUGGAAAAGGCGACUCGGCAUGCUCUUUCCGCGCAUAUACGGUAUUAUCACACAGAUAAAGUUUUUACAUGCGCAAUGUGUAACAAAGAAUUCAAAAAUUCACAGGCUUUAAGGGAGCAUGAGACAAUGCAUACUGGUACACAUUUAUAUACCUGUUCAUUUUGCCCCAAGACGUUCAGAUCGCAUGGUAAUAUGCACAAGCAUAAGGUCAAUAAUCAUUCUAAUGUAUAUGUGCCUCACCGGUCGCAACCAAACGAAGUUACUAAAACCCUCCUAAAUAGAUUAUCAACCAAUGGACAACCGAGUUGAAAUUAAAGGCAACUAUUCCAUGCGAUAUAGCGUUACCUUAAUUCACAAAGGGCCUAACCAACACUUUUUUCGGAAUUUAAUUUUAUCACAGACUUUGGUGGG